AUGUUGUUUCGAUUUAUGUUGUUAUUAACAUUUGCCGUAAUUGCGACAACAGCCACCGUUGACAAUGAGACUUUACGCGCGGAAGAGCAAAACUCGAAUAGCACAAGUGGAAUCAAUAAUGAGAAAGGAUUCUGGGAAUGGUUGGCAGAUGUAGUGGCGCCGAAACCAACAGUUCCUCCUCCACAACCAGAAAAAUGUUUAAAAUGCGUUUGCGGUUUGACGAACAAACAUAAUCGUAUUGUCGGAGGCGUCGAAACACUCGUCAAUCAGUAUCCUUGGAUGGCUUUAUUGAUGUAUAGGGGACAAUUUUAUUGCGGUGGUACAGUCAUAAAUUCACGAUACGUGUUGACAGCAGCUCAUUGCAUUGACAGAUUCGAUGAAAGUAAACUGACUGUCCGAAUAUUGGAGCAUAAUAGAAAUUCGACUAGUGAAAGCACAACACAGAAUUUUAAAGUGGAAAAGGCGUUCAAACACAGUGGUUACUCGACUAUUAAUUAUGAUAACGAUAUUGCACUCAUUAAGCUAAGGGAACCUAUCAAGUUCCAGGGUCCGAUGCGACCUGCUUGUCUUCCGGAACAAGGGAAAACCUUUGCUGGUGAAAAAGGUAUAGUGACCGGAUGGGGCGCUAUCAAUGAAGGUGGAUCGGUAUCAAACACUUUGCAAGAAGUUGUUGUUCCCAUUCUUUCAAACGCGGAAUGUCGCGCUACGAAAUAUCCAUCGCGUAAAAUAACAGAUAAUAUGUUGUGUGCGGGUUACAAACAGGGUGGCAAAGAUUCCUGCCAAGUAAACAGUGUUCAUGAAAUAGUUUGCGGUUUGACGAACAAACAUAAUCGUAUUGUCGGAGGCGUCGAAACACUCGUCAAUCAGUAUCCUUGGAUGGCUUUAUUGAUGUAUAGGGGACAAUUUUAUUGCGGUGGUACAGUCAUAAAUUCACGAUACGUGUUGACAGCAGCUCAUUGCAUUGACAGAUUCGAUGAAAGUAAACUGACUGUCCGAAUAUUGGAGCAUAAUAGAAAUUCGACUAGUGAAAGCACAACACAGAAUUUUAAAGUGGAAAAGGCGUUCAAACACAGUGGUUACUCGACUAUUAAUUAUGAUAACGAUAUUGCACUCAUUAAGCUAAGGGAACCUAUCAAGUUCCAGGGUCCGAUGCGACCUGCUUGUCUUCCGGAACAAGGGAAAACCUUUGCUGGUGAAAAAGGUAUAGUGACCGGAUGGGGCGCUAUCAAUGAAGGUGGAUCGGUAUCAAACACUUUGCAAGAAGUUGUUGUUCCCAUUCUUUCAAACGCGGAAUGUCGCGCUACGAAAUAUCCAUCGCGUAAAAUAACAGAUAAUAUGUUGUGUGCGGGUUACAAACAGGGUGGCAAAGAUUCCUGCCAAGGAGACAGCGGUGGUCCGUUGCACGUAGAAAAAGAUGGUAUUUGCCACGUAGCCGGAAUUGUGUCUUGGGGAGAAGGAUGUGCGCAACCCGAAUACCCCGGCGUUUACUGUCGCGUGAAUCGAUAUGUCACAUGGAUUGCACACAACACGAGGGAUGGUUGUUAUUGUUGAUAUGCAACAAUUAAUAUAGACUGCUAUAUUUAUUUCAGUUAAUUUUAUAUUUAUUUGAUAAUGAUGAGAAAUACUCAAGCCAUGGAAACAGUGAAGCGCACAAUGAAACGCGUACAGUUAACUAUUUUUACUAACUAUCAACAUCUUAGAGAGUGUAAUUCAAUUGAAAAUUGGAUAAAUUGUUAGUAAAUUUUUAUAUUAAAACGAUUGAAUCACAUGUGAAACAAUACAUUUUUAUACUGACCGAUUAUAACAUCUAUAUCAUUAUUAGCAACAUUCGUGGUUUGUGUAAUGCGUUCAUGCUAUUAAAAUUGAAAAGUUUAAAAUUGCAUUAAAAUUUAUUGUAUCGUAAGGUA
Messenger RNA from Formica exsecta, 1907 nucleotides. RefSeq names its product coagulation factor X-like. NCBI's taxonomy places the organism in Eukaryota, Metazoa, Arthropoda, Insecta, Hymenoptera, Formicidae. Gene Ontology annotation, biological process: proteolysis. The transcript has 10 exons. Bases 1 to 1551 code for a protein of 516 amino acids. Gene Ontology annotation, molecular function: serine-type endopeptidase activity. The record is from RefSeq and is a predicted model, not a curated record.